AUUUGCCGACAAAAUGGCGGCCUUCUCUCAGCGGUGAGUGAGCGGCCGGGAUCUGGUGUGAGGGGGGAGGCGGGGGGGGGGAAACCGAGUAUACGGCGCUGGCAACCGGGGCCCGGCUGUGAGACCGAGAUCAUUGCUUGUCGAAGGCCUUACCAGGGGGGGCAGAACGUCGCCUACCUGAGUAAUAACGCAAUGGCAAAAAGGACUGCAGACAAGGAACUAACUGAUCGAAAUUGGGAUCAGGAAGAAGAAUCCGAAGAGGCAGGAACCUUCUCAGUAGCAAGUGAAGAUGUACUGAAAAACCGAGCAAUCAAAAAAGCAAAACGCAGGAACCUCCUCGCUGAGUCUGAAGGUGUUGGAAUCUUCAAAGGAUUUUCUGGUCUGAUAUCUUCAACUGGAAGUACUGGAUUUGGAGGAUUUGGUAAUGGUUCUGGUUUCAAACCUUUACAUGGUCUGAACAAUGGAAAUAAUUUGUCUUUGAAGCCUUCACACAGUAGCGCUACAGAUGUAAAUAAUCCUAUUGGUUCUUUUCUAUCUAAUGGUCCUCCACCAAAUCCCUUGGCAAAAGGAGAAAUAGGUACGAAAACAAAUGGUGUUAAUCAGAUUAACUCUGGGGAUAAAGUGGGCUCCAGUGAGUACAACAGACAACUAGCAGCAUUGAAUUGUUCGGUCCGAGAUUGGAUCACCAAACAUGUCAAUGAGAACCCACUCUGUGAUUUGACCCCAAUCUUCAAAGACUACGAGAAGCAUUUGACAAGCAUUGAACAGAAAUAUGGUAGCAGUUCUGACAGUGGCUCAGAGAGUGACACGAACAGCAAGCGGCCAGAAAUGCAAUCUGUUAACACAUUUGGUGUGUGCAAAACACCGCAGGGAACAAUCCCAUCAUCUUUAUUCUCAUCUGUCAAAAACAAGGAUUUUCCAGUCAUUUCAGAAAAAAAACCUGAGACUGCAAUGGGAAAUAGUGGGAAUAUCAACUUGCUCUUUGGGAAAAAAAUCGAAAACUCUCCUUUAGCUGGCUUUUCUUUCGGUGGAGGAACUUCAGGCUCAUUAUUUGGAAAAGAUGUGAACCAGGAGAAGAUUGGUGCUCCAACUUUUUCCUUCACAGCAUCUGUAGAAAAAAAGGAAGAAAUAAAAGGUAGUGAGUAUAAAGAUGAAAAUGAAGAAGAGAGUGACGAGCCUCCUGAACCUGUUGUAAAUGAAAUCAAGGAAGAAGAUGCAAUCUUUUCAAAGAAGUGUAAAAUGUUCUACAAGAAAGAUGGGGAUUUCAAAGAUAAAGGAGUUGCUACAAUCCAUUUAAAACCUGUGGCAGAUCAAAAGAUUCAGUUGUUGGUGCGAGCAGAUACAAAUCUAGGAAAUGUUUUACUGAAUAUUAUGCUUCACCCAUCACUGCCUUGUACAAGAACAGGAAAAAACAACAUCCUAAUCGUCUGUGUUCCCAACCCUCCCAUCGAUGAGAAAAGUCCUGACACAGCUUUGCCAAUUUUGAUCCGUGUGAAAACUACUCAGGAUGCAGAUGAGCUUCACAAAAUCAUUACAGAGAAAAAGGCUGCCCUUUAAGUGCGGUUGGUGUUCUAUUUGAUGGUAUAAAGAAGUCUUGCCAAGUUGCUGCUGGGGUCUUUAAUUCUCAAUUUUUUUUGUGAAAAAUUGUUACUGAGAGGAAAAUAAUGGUUAGGCAGAUUGCACUCAAGUGCUUUCAUUUUCAUAUGGGGCAUCCCUCUGCAUUGUCUCUUUGCAAGGGCAUUGUCUCUCUUAUGUGUGCUGAAGUUAUUUCCUGUGCACAGUUGUGGCCUGACCUGAUUUUUUGCAGCAUAGAUAAAUCAUUUAGAUCACAAGUUUGAUAAAUGGGUCCAACAUUUAAUAACACGGCAACCCAUGUCAUGGAUGAAUCUGUGUGCUAACCUCGGGGAUUGGAAAUUUCUAUCCUGACAUCCGCUUGCAUUCAAACUUUUUACUCCACUUUCUUCAGGUUCCUCGUGUAGGUGUCUUCCAAGCAGUGAGAGUAAUGAUUUAAAGGUCGGAACUGUUGUAGAAAUUCUCUUUUGCCUCCACUCCAUUUCCAAAACACUGUUGUUUCCAUGUUCACCAGUGAGAAAAUGCAUGAGAUUCACAUCUGACAUUAGAGUAAGAUAAAAUGAUAAGCCCAGUAAAGCUUGAAAACUGAAGUGACUGGGAAAGGGGUUUAAAAAAAACCCAACACUAGUAAAACCAAAUAGCGAUUAGUGAAUUAAAAAAAAUUUGCAAGGACAAUUAAAGACAAUUGAUAAAUAACUGGCGAAUAGACAGAUGUCCAAUUUUUUUUCCAUUCCUCCCCCCCCCCCCCCCCAAACUCUUGUAGCUAUCCAUUUUAACAACUUGUUAGCCACAUGAUUUUCAUUUCCUGUCAUAAAAUUGUAAUAAAAACCAUUGAAUCUG
Amblyraja radiata (thorny skate) is the source of this 2412-nucleotide messenger RNA. RefSeq names its product nucleoporin 50 (gene nup50). Bases 193 to 1557 code for a protein of 454 amino acids. Lineage: Eukaryota; Metazoa; Chordata; Chondrichthyes; Rajiformes; Rajidae. The transcript has 8 exons. Gene Ontology annotation, biological process: protein import into nucleus. Gene Ontology annotation, cellular component: nuclear pore. The record is from RefSeq and is a predicted model, not a curated record.